AUGUAUGACUAUCAUUACAAUGUUAUGAAAAAACACUAUGGCGAUAAAAUCGAGCUGAUGUACACUGACACCGAUUCACUAGUGUAUUUUAUUGAAACCGAUGAUUUCUAUGAAGAUAUGGUAAACAACCCAAUUUUACUUGAUCGCAUGGACACGUCAAAGCUACCCCAGGACCAUCCCUGUUAUAUUGCUGAGAAAAAAAAGAUUCCGGGACUAUUUUCAGAUGAGACCAAUGGCGAUAUAAUGACAGAGUUUUGUGCGCUUCGCUCAAAAUCUUACUCGUAUAAGAUUGGGAUUGAUUCUUCCAAAGAAGAGAUUAGGGCGAAGGGUGUCAGAGGACAUUUUGUCAAGAAUCAUAUGACAUUUGAAGAUCACAGACGAUGUUUGUUUGAAGGUAUGGACUCUGUUGCGAAUAGACAGCCAAAUAUAUCUAUACGAUCGUUCAAUCACCAAUUGACAACAAUUCGAACCAACAAAAUUACGUACAAUAACUAUGACGAUAAGAGGGUUGUACUUGAAGAUAAAGUGCAUACUCUAGCCCAUGGACAUUAUAGUUUAGAGCAA
Diuraphis noxia (Russian wheat aphid) is the source of this 564-nucleotide messenger RNA. RefSeq lists its product as uncharacterized. The record is from RefSeq and is a predicted model, not a curated record. Lineage: Eukaryota; Metazoa; Arthropoda; Insecta; Hemiptera; Aphididae.